AUGAAAGAAUUAUUUAUGAUUUAGUUUUAAAAAGAAUAGCAAAUACAUUCAUCUGUUUUGACUGUUAUCCUCUCUUAGAUUACAGAUUUAGUUAGCUGUCAUGAAGAUUUAAAUGACUGCCUUGAGCAAAUCCAAAUUUAUACUCAGAAAUUCCAAGAUAUGAAAAAUUUGGCUAGAAUAGAAUUUGAAGAGAAGCUUAAUGACACUAAAGAUUAUGAUAAUAUAAAGAUAAAGGAUAAAGGAGAGAAAUCUUAGAUUAUUAAUUCUCCUAAAAAACAAAUUCAUCUUAAAGAUAGUCGUCAUAAUAAUCAGCAUCAUCUUUAAGAUUCACAAUCGAUUAUCUUAAAAACAAAAUCAGAUUACUAAAUGAAGCUGUGCGUAGAUUUAUUAAGUUUUAUUCACAAAAAUAUUUUAACAUAAAUACUCGCUAGCUUAGUUGCUAUAGAGAAGAAUAAAGCAUAAAAAGAUUUUAAAGAUAAAUUAAAUAAUGAAGUUAUUAAUGUAGAGGUUUAGUGCUCUAGACUUAUGAUUUUGACAGAAUAUCUUGAUAAAUGGAUCCAAAUAGAUGCAGAUAAGGAUUGUAUAGCUAAUCCUAAUCUAAAUAAGCACAUGAUGAGAGCUGUGAAGACAGAAGAUAUAUCUGUAAAUUCAGGUAGUGAUAUUCAAGAGUAGUAUUCUCAAUUUCUGAAUUUGAUCUAUUCUAUUUAUGCCCUUAUUUACGAAAGAGGAUUAAGGUAAAAUAAAAGUAAUAAGAAUGAGUAAUCUAAAAUAAACAAAACAAACGGUAACAUAGAAAAACAAUUAGAUUAAAUAAAUGAGCCUAAUUAGGAAAAUUAGCAAGAUAUGAGAGAAGGAUAAAUACAGUAGCAAUAAAAAUUAGAGUUAUCAUAAAGUAAAAAUGAUCAUUUAUUUUUACAGAAAAAACAAGAAAUAGACUAGGAUAACGAAGCAAAUAAUGAAAACAGAUAAGCGAACUCAACUCCAGUAGAAUAAGAUAGAGCCGAUUAAAAAAUUUAGUUAGGAAGCUUUGAAUUAAUGUUUAAGAGUAUGAAAUUUUUAAUUUAGAAAGAACAAGCAAAAAUUAUGACUGAAAAACUUUAAAUCAGUCCUACUCCAGAGUAAAUUAUUUUAGCAUGGAGGAUGUAUGAAAUAGUCCCUGAAGUCAAAACAAUGUUUUCUUUGCAGCUUGAAAGAAUAAAUUACUGCAAUAAAUUCUACUUUCCUCGCUUAGCAAAGAGGAUUGAUUUAAGAUAUCUCCUUUAAAAUACUUCAAAAUAUUUUGUAUUUCCUUCAAAUCUGCCUGAAAAAGAAAAAUCAGAUAUUCAAGAAAAAAUACAGCAUUGUUUGAACUAAACGAAAUAUAUUCCACAGUUUCACCAUUUUUUACAUUAAAAGCAGCAACAAUACCAAUAACAGCUAUCUACAGCCGAUUUUAUUGCUUCUGUUCUAUAUAGCAGGCCAUCUUUGCCAUAUCAACCUAAUUAUAAUUAGGGCAGAGCUUCGUAUAAUACUCAAAAUAACUCAUUUUUAUUUAGUCAAUAAAGGAAUCCCAGCUAGGAGCUUUUUAACAUUAAUGAAAAAGAUCUUAUCAACAAAGUAAAAGUGAGAAUUAUGUCUUCAAUAAAAUUAGAAAACUCAUUCGAUAUGAGAUAAGACAAUGAGGAUACAUUCUUCAAUAAAUUAUCUAACAUAAUGUGUAUCAGUAGAGAUAAAAUUCCAGCAAAUUCAUCUUAAAAUUUAAAUGGAGGAGCUAAUGGGAAUUAAAACGACGAGGGUAAUAUUGAACCUAAAAAGAAAAUAAAUAUAAUUUUGCACAUUCAUGGAGGUGGAUUCGUAGCUAUGAAUACAUUUUCUCAUUAAAUAUAUACAAGAAAAUGGGCUAAUUAAGUAGACGAUAGUGUUGUUAUUAGUAUAGACUAUCGUAAAGCUCCUGAACAUCGUUAUCCUGCAGCUAUUGAUGAUGUAUGGCAAGUCUACAACUUCAUUAUAAAUUACUUCGAAGAAAUUUUCACAAAUAUUUAAAUUCAUACUAUCACUCUCGCGGGAGAUAGUGCAGGUGGCAAUCUCUGCAUGAGUUUAAUGAAUUUAAUUAUUUAAGAGGAACUAUUUAGAAAGCCUACUGGUAUUUUGCUCUCUUAUCCAGCUUUGAAUUUAAAUGGAAAUUUGUACACUCCUAGCAGCCUACAUUCUAUGCUCGAUGUAGUUCUUCCAUCUUCGUUCUUAAAAAUCUGUCUUGAAAGCUAUUUACCUAACACUCCUGAAUAUCUUACAGAAACAUUUGUAAAAUAUGACUCUCUUUUAAGCCCAAUUCUCAUUCAAGACAGUAUAUUACAGUAAUUUCCUCCAAUUAAUAUCUUUUGUGGUGAAGAGGAUCCUCUUUACGAUGACUCACUUAGGCUUUUUCAUAGAACAAGAAUCUUAAAAGACCCAAUGUAUAUAUAAAUGAUAGAGUAAUAUGAAGAAUAAAAGUAAUAAAACGGAUCUAACAGCAAAAAUAGUAAGCAAUUAAAUUAAGGCUCAUUUGGCGAAGAACAUUUCACUGAAUGUUAAAAUGAUAUUCUUUAGAAUCAAUCUCAUAUUUCAACAAUGACAGUGUAUCCUAGGCUAAAGCAUGGAUAUCUCAAUCUUGACUUUCCUUUCGGAGUUCCAUUAGUGAGAAAGUGUGUGCAGUAAUCAAUUGAUUCACUAAAAAAGUUAAUUUAAUAAUCUUAAAAUAACUUAAAUGUUUAAAAUCCUCGAAGUUCAACAUUAAGGUCUUAGUUAAUUAGAAGCAGUUAUAAAAAAUCAAACUAAAAUAAUUGUUCAUCAACUCCUACUAAAUAAAUAUAAACUUGCCCUGAUUAAUUUACUUAUUGA
This is a messenger RNA of Tetrahymena thermophila SB210, 2856 nucleotides long. RefSeq lists its product as hypothetical. The transcript has a single exon. NCBI's taxonomy places the organism in Eukaryota, Ciliophora, Oligohymenophorea, Hymenostomatida, Tetrahymenidae. Gene Ontology annotation, molecular function: triacylglycerol lipase activity; sterol ester esterase activity. Gene Ontology annotation, cellular component: cytosol. Gene Ontology annotation, biological process: triglyceride catabolic process. The record is from RefSeq and is a predicted model, not a curated record.